AUGGGACAUGGUGACGUACGGGUUGGUGAGGGUGUUGGAGGGGCACAGGGGGAGCAUAACGGCGUUUUUGGUGGUGGGGGAGAGGGUGUGCACGGCGGGGACGGACGAGGUGGUGAGGGUGUGGAGGUUGAGGACGAGGUUGAGCCAGGAGGUGAGGAGGGUGGUGGGGACGGAGGCGGAGAGUUUGAGGUUGAGGGGGAUGUGUUUGGUGGAGUUUCCGGAGGUGGUGGGGAGGUGCAAGUGGUUGGUGGAGUUGGAUUUGUCGGGGAACGGGAUGAGGGAGUUGUCGGAGAGCGUGGGGGGGUUGAGGGGUUUGAGGAGGUUGAACGUGUCGAGGAACGAGUUGAGGGAGUUGCCGGAGUCGUUGGGGAAUUUGAAGAGGUUGGAGAGUUUGGAUUUGUCGAGCAAUGGGUUGAGGGUGGUGCCGCUGUCGUUGGAGGGGUUGGAGUCGUUGAGGGAGUUGGACUUGUCGAGGAACAGGUUGAGGUUUUUGAUGCCGUUUUUGCGGGAGUUGCCGUUGAGGGAGUUGAGGGUGGAGGGGAACGAGGGGAUGGAGGAGGGGGUGGGGAGGGGGGCGUCGUCGGCGAUGGUGUGGUGGAGGGGGGGCGAGAGGGAGUUGGAGAGGCAUUUGAGAGAGUUGAGGGAGAGGUGCGGGAGGGAGAGUCCGGGGGUGGAGUUGGCGGUGGUGGGGGUGAGUGGGAAGACGGGGAGGGGGAUGAAGGAGUUGAGGUGCGAGAUGAGGAGGAUGUGCAGGUGGCACGGUGGGGCGAGGGGAGCAGUUGGAGAGGAGGGUGCCGCAGAAGUACUUGA
Molecule: messenger RNA, 810 nt
Organism: Schistocerca gregaria
Lineage: Eukaryota; Metazoa; Arthropoda; Insecta; Orthoptera; Acrididae
Exons: 2
Coding region: 1-810 (269 amino acids)
Source: RefSeq, a predicted model, not a curated record